Messenger RNA from Nerophis lumbriciformis (worm pipefish), 6037 nucleotides. RefSeq names its product protocadherin 7b (gene pcdh7b). Lineage: Eukaryota; Metazoa; Chordata; Actinopteri; Syngnathiformes; Syngnathidae. Gene Ontology annotation, molecular function: calcium ion binding. Gene Ontology annotation, biological process: homophilic cell-cell adhesion. Gene Ontology annotation, cellular component: plasma membrane. The record is from RefSeq and is a predicted model, not a curated record.
CCCCGGACCAGGACUGCCUGGCCCAAGUUUACCGCGGAGGGGAGGGGUUGUGAGUGGAUGAGCGAGAGAGAGAGAGAGAGAGCGAGAGAGAGAGAGAGACGCAAAGGGAAAAAAAGAGAGAGAGGAAUAUCAUUUGUGCGUCCCUCUCCUUGUGCUGCAGAGAAAUGCAGCCGACACACGCCUGCAGGUGAGCGGACAGGUUGCUGAGGGAUCCACGACCAGGAUUUACCUUUUUUGUUGUUGUUGCUGCUGCUUUUACUCCGGAGCGGUGUUGCAUCAUGACAAAAACUGCUCUCUAAAAAGUGACUUUGCAGGAUGAGAGCAGAGGCGGCUCGCUGGCUUCCACAGUGGAGUGUGUGACUCGCGUGGACAUAUCACAGCGGGGGGGAGAAAAAAAACAAACGUGAGUGACAAGAGACGAUGUGGACCGCUCGUACUUUCUGCUGACGCUUUUUUUUUUUUUUUUUUUUUUUUUUUUUGCACGUUGAGUGAUAUAUAUUUUUUUUAAUUCAUAAGAAAAGAGAGAGAGGGAGAGAGAGAGAGAGAGAGGGAGAAACUUGGUGCCAUCCACUGCAGCAGGCAGGGAUGUAGAAGUCUCACACAUGUCACUCCUCUCCUCGUGAAAGCCGCAAUUUGUUCCAGAAUCCACACCACCAAUUGAUUUGAAUUUUUUUUUUUUGGUGGGACUUUUUUUCCCAGACGAGAACAAUGAGGACUAUCGGUGCCGUGGACUAUUUGUACUAUUGCAUGCUCAUCCUGCAGUUUGUGCACCAGCCCGCUGCCAAGCAAGUGCUCCGGUACCGCUUAGCGGAGGAGGGACCCCCGGAUGUGAGGGUGGGCAACGUGGCUGCAGACCUGGGCAUCGUUGCCGGGUCCGGCGAGGUGACUUUCACGCUGGAGUCGGGCUCUGAUUUUUUCAAAAUAGACAACAUCACGGGUGAGCUCACCACCAACGAGAGACGGAUAGACCGUGAAAAACUACAACAGUGCCAAAUGAUAUUUGAUGAGAACGAGUGUUUUAUAGAUUUUGAGGUGUCAGUGAUUGGUCCAGCUCAGAGCUGGGUCGACCUCUUUGAGGGAAAAGUCAUCAUUCUCGACAUCAAUGAUAACACUCCAUCUUUCCCUUCGCCUGUACUGACUCUUUCUGUGGAGGAAAACAGACCCAUUGGAACCCUUUAUCUGCUGCCCACAGCCACUGACAGAGAUUUUGGCAGGAACGGAAUAGAGAGGUAUGAGCUCAUUCAGGAUAACGUGGAGAACUCAAGGCGCUCCUCCGGGGAUUCAUAUCCUGGGAAGAGGAGAUUUGAGGAGGGCGCGAGCAGAAGCAGUGUCUUUGAGCUGCAAGUGGCUGACACCACGGAUGGGGAGAAGCAGCCCCAGCUCAUCAUUAAAGGGGCGCUUGACCGAGAACAGAGGGACUCCUAUGAGCUGACAUUGCGCGUGAGGGACGGGGGUGAUCCGCCACGGUCCUCCCAGGCCAUCCUGAGGGUGAUGAUCACAGACGUGAAUGACAACAGCCCCCGCUUUGAGAAGAGCGUGUAUGAGUCCGACCUGCUGGAAAACAGCUCCCCUGGCACCCCCAUCCUGCAGCUCAAAGCGGCCGAUGCAGACGUAGGGGUGAACGGUCAAAUAGAGUACGUGUUCGGGGCGGCCACAGAGUCCGUGAGGAGGCUGCUGAGGUUGGAUGAGAGCACGGGUUGGCUAAGUGUGUUGCACCGCAUCGACCGAGAAGAAGUAAGCCAGUUGAGGUUUACAGUAAUGGCCCGUGACCGAGGCCAGCCUCCAAAAAUGGACAAGGCCACAGUGGUGCUCAACAUUAAGGACGAGAACGAUAAUGUACCUGCCAUCGAGAUACGCAAAAUUGGACGCAUUUUCCUGAAAGACGGAGUAGCCAACGUGGCUGAGGACGUGGUGGUGGACACACCCAUCGCCUUAGUUCAGGUGUCAGAUCGCGACCAGGGCGAGAACGGCAUUGUGACCUGCACAGUGGUGGGCGAUGUGCCCUUCCAGCUCAAGCCAGCCAGCGAGAUGGAGGGCGAGCAGAAUAAAAAGAAAUAUUUCCUCCAUACAUCAGCACCGUUAGACUACGAGGCCAUGCAGGAAUACAAUGUGGUCAUCGUGGCUGUGGACUCAGGAAGCCCCAGUCUGGCCAGUAAUAACUCUCUGAUGGUAAAAGUGGGUGACACAAAUGAUAACGCUCCCAUCUUUAACCUCAAUGUAGUGGAGGUGUCAUUCCCAGAAAACAACGCCCCAGGUGAGAGGGUGACAACGGUGGCAGCAAUUGAUGCAGACAGCGGGAAGAAUGCUGAACUAUCCUAUUCCCUCGACUCAUCUGUAAAUGGGAUUUUCUCUAUUGAUGCGGACAGCGGCGAUAUCCGAGUAAACAUCAUUUUGGAUCGAGAGCAAACGGAGCAAUAUGAAUUUAAAGUGAUAGCCAAAGAUAAGGGCAUAAACACCUUACAGGGCUCUGCAACUGUAGUCAUCCUAGUGGCAGACAAAAAUGACAACGAGCCAAAGUUCAUGCAAGAUGUGUUUACCUUCUAUGUCAAAGAGAAUCUGGAGCCAAACAGCCCAGUAGGCAUGGUUACAGUCAUUGAUGUAGAUAAAGGCCCAAAUGCACAAAUGAGUCUUUUUAUUGAGGAGGAGGAAGAUAUCUUUUCCAUUGAAAAUGACACUGGGACUAUUUUCUCAACAUUGUCCUUUGACAGAGAGCAGAAAACCACAUACACUUUCCGUGUGAAAGCAGUGGACGGGGGCGACCCGCCCAGGUCAGCUACUGCCACCGUGUCACUGUUUGUUAUGGAUGAUAAUGACAAUGCACCAACUGUCACCUUCCCAAUAAACAGUUCCUACACCCUUCUCCCGCCCUCCAGCAACAUCAGAACCGUAGUCAGGACUGUUAUAGCCACCGACACAGACACUGGCAUCAAUGCUGACCUCAAGUACAGCAUAAUUGGCGGGAACCCCUUUAAACUGUUUGAGAUCGAUGGGGGUACUGGCGUCAUUUCACUGGUGGGGAAGCUGGAGCAGAAGCACUAUGGACUACACCGGCUAGUGGUUCAGGUGAAUGAUAGCGGACAGCCUUCCCAGGCCACUACGACACUUGUUCAUGUCUAUGUUAAUGAGACUCUUUCCAAUUCCACGGUGGUGGAGGCGCAGGUGGCAAAGAGCCUGAGCACGUCUCUCAAUACAAACAUCGCUGGCGACCCCAAUUACGACCUCAGCAAGCAGCGUCUGAGCAUUGUCAUUGGAGUCGUUUCAGGAAUCAUGACAGUCAUCCUCAUUAUCCUGGUGGUGGUCAUGGCCCGAUACUGUCGGCCCAAGAAUAAGAAUGGUUACGAGGCCGGAAAGAAAGACCACGAGGAUUUCUUCACGCCACAGCAGCACGACAAGUCCAAAAAGCCCAAGAAGGACAAGAAGAAGCAGAAGUCCAAGCAGCCGCUCUACAGCAGCAUCGUCACGGUGGAGGCCUCCAAGCCCAACGGCCAGCGCUACGACGGCGUCAACGAGAAGCUGUCGGACAGUCCUGGCAUGGGCCGCUACCGCUCGGUCAACGGAGGGCCUGGCAGCCCGGAUCUGGCCCGACACUACAAGUCCAGCUCACCGCUCCCCACCGUGCAGCUUCACCCGCAGUCCCCGACGGCUGGCAAAAAGCACCAGGCGGUUCAGGACCUUCCUCCGGCCAAUACAUUUGUUGGCACCGGAGAUAACAUUUCUCUGGGUUCUGACCACUGCUCCGACUACAGCAGUCAAACCAUCAACAAGUACAACAAACAGGACGCUGACACCAGACAGGAGAACGAGGCAACUGGAGUCUUUUCCCUCGAGCAUCUUCUCCGUGGGUCCACGUCUUUGGCCUUGUUGAUGCUGCGUAGUGGUCCAUCACACUGCUAAAGCUCUAAUUAACGCGUCUAAGCGGUGCCAAAACAUUUUUUGUGCUAUGCAAAGUGUGACAAAAUAAAUGGAAGGGGUAAAAACAACAUAUUCUAGUCAGUAAUAAAGCCACUCUUUACAGUUUGUUACACUCAUGCAUCACACUAUUUUAGGGACUUAAGUUAUUAUUAGUUCAGUUCAGUUCAGUUUCAGUUUAUUUAUUCAAUGUACAAUACAAUGUAAUUCAUCACAUAUUUCCAGUUGUUUCAUUGCAGCACGUCCGAAAAGGAGUAGGAAGAAGCUGAGCUUAUUUAAUCCUACCCCCCUAAGCAAUUUUAUCCUAUUACCGUGUUCUCUGUAAUAUAACAGUGAACAAAUAAAUAAUAAACAAAUAAUAUACCACAGUAAGUAAACACAUAUUAAAUACAUAAAUAAUAUUUGUCUUAAUGAAAAAAAAAAAAAAAAAAGUGAACACUUGUAGUUUGAAUAGUCUCUUAAACUGAAUCAUAUUGUUGCUUUAUUUGGUUAAUUAUUUCCACACUUUAAUUCCACAUACUGAUAUGCUAAAGGUUUUAAGUGUUGCACGAGCAUACAAAUAUUUUAAAUUACAUUUUCCUCUUAGAUUAUAUUUCUCCUCUCCUCUAUUUACAUUGUAGAUUGUCACUGAAGGCAUCAAAACUAUGAAUGAACACACGUCGAGUUAUGUACUUCACAAAAAAAGUGAAAUAACUGAAAACAUGUGUUUUAUAUUCUGGUUUCUUCAAAAUAGCCACCCUUUGCUCUGAUUACCGUUUUGGACACUCUUGGCAUUCUCUAAAUGACCUACAAGAGGUAGUAACCUGAAAGGGUUUUCACUUCACAGGUGUCAUAGUUUUGAUGCCUUCAGUGACAAUCUACAAUGUAUUAUGAAAAUUAAAAAAACGCAUUGGAAUGAGAAGGUGUGUUCAAACUUAUUAGCUAUUGUAAAGGUCUUCUUAUAAAAAUACACCAUCAGACUCUCACACACACAACAAAACAACUGGCGGUACUAAUCCAACCAUCUUUAAAGUUGAUGCAUCCAAUCACAAGCCUGAAGAAAGUCAUUUCCGGAAAAAUACCACCAUGGAAAACUGUGGCAAAAUUCAAAUUGUGAACGUCAUGACCUCAUAAUACAUACUUGCCAACCCUCCCGGAUUUUCCGCGAGACUCCCGAAAUUCAGCGCCUCUCCCGAAAACCUCCCGGGACAAAUUAUCUCCCGAAAAUCUCCCGAAAUUCAGGCCGACUGAGUCCGCUUUCCCACAAUAUAAAUGGUGUGCCUGCCCAAUGACGUUAUAACUGUAGAAUGAUCGAGGGCGAGUUCUUGGUUCCUUAUAUGGGUUUAUUGUUAGGCAGUUUCAUUAACGUCCUCCCAGCGCGGUAACAACACAAACAGCAGUCACGUUUUCGUCUACCGUAAAGCAGUUCGUCUGCCGUAAACAGCAAUGUUGUGACACUCUUAAACAGGACAAUACUGCAAUCUAGUGCAUUUGAUGAAAGCACUUUUGUGCGUGCCACACAGCAAUGCAUCAUCAGAGAGGGUGUUCAGCAUGGUUAGAAAAAUAGUGACAGAGAAUAGAACAAGGAUGGACAAUUCAACCCUUAACUCAACAAGUAUAUGUGUAAAUAAAUAAACACUGAAAUUCAAGUAUUUAUUUUAUAUAUAUAUAUAUAUAUACAAUAAAAUAAAUAUAUAUUUAUAGCUAGAAUUCACUGAAAGUCAAGUAUUUCUCCCCUCUUAGCCACGCCCCCAACCACGCCCCCCACCUCCCGAAAUCGGAGGUCUCAAGGUUGGCAAGUAUGUCAUAAUAUCCUAAAAACUUAAAUUCCUUUAAAAAAAGAAAUGCAAGUAAAAUAAAUAUUUGAAGCUAAUUUCAUUCUACUGUCGGCGCAGAGAAACUAAUGUCGACUUCUUGCACAUAUCCGCACGAGCGUUCUCUGUCACACGCUCAGUCAUGGAAUUAUCCCAUGCAGCAGCCUGAUUCAAUUAGUCGGAGGUGAGGAGCUUAGAGAUGAGGGUCACCCUUGCUAUUGCAGCCCAAAUGGAAAUGUUUCCUGGGAGACCUGGCUUGUCUCUAAAUUAGUGCAGCUCUUGGGUCAUUGUCUCAUCGUGGCCCAGAAUGGCCUUUUUUUGGACGUUUCUCCCAG